AUGGCACUUCAUGAUGUUUCAUUGCGGCUAAGUGAUGCCAUAAGUGUGAACGUGCAAGGCUCCUUGACCCUCGGCAAAGAGGUAAUGGAUAUGUUGACACAAUACGUAGGAGGCGAUAUGCUUGUCUUGCACGGCAGACGAUCCAUGUCCACAAUAAAUUCUGAUUAUUAUACCCAGAUAACAGAGGACUCGGACCUCUGUGAAAACUUACUAAUUUGUAGAGCAAACGAAUUUAAAAUUUUCAUAGAAGAAUAUGUCAUUAUGCUUGGCAAAGCUAUAGAAAGCAUUUUUAAUGUAGUCACACAUGGACGCAUUGAAAAAUUAGAAUCUGAUACUAUAUUUGGUGCCGAAUUUAUCAAAGCGCUCAAAGAAAUCAAGUCAAUUUUGACAAAUGCUGACGACAGGAUUUCAGAUGAGAACGAAGCCUAUAUUUGGACGGGCACUAUGAAAAAAAUCAGUUCGAAAUUGCAGAGGAGGGUUUGUGCUUUUACAAGUCAUAACCUCGAAGGUAAAACUGAUGAUAUUUUAAAUGUCAGAAAGAAAUUGGAUCAGAAAUUAAUACUCGCAAUAAUCGCUGUAGAAGAUACAUAUUUAAGAAAACUGUGCAGUCACGGUAUUUGUCUAAAAAAUGUUGAAUGUACAAGAACUUUGAGCAUUCUUUUGGACACUUUUAAAGCAAUGGAUGAAAGAAAAGCCAAAGAGUUUGUUAAAGGUUUUCAAAAGGAGUUGGAGGACACAAAUUUCUACAAGAGCCUCAAAGAGGAAACUGCUAAUGAAUUUCAAAUUGUGCUGAGUGAUAUGUCUAACACCGAUACAGUGCAAGCUAAAGAAGUACUUUUGUCAGUACAGAAGUCUGUAGACGCAAGAUUAAAAUUAGAAAGUUCAACACACACUAUAACUGGUGGCUUUGAUACUAAAUUAGUAAACACAAUACUAUCCGAUCUUGAUUAUAUGUACAGCAAACAUAAAACGGAUCAAUUUCACGCAUUUUUGAAUAGUUAUUAUGUUUGGCAAAACUCUGCUUCUAGCAUUAGACCAGUUAUACAUUCAAUUUUGAAACGGCUGGAGGAAGAUGUUACUGCGGCUCAUGGUGAUAUUUAUUACAAGAUAAUAACAGAAGUUAGAAUAUUCUUAGAAAUAACUGUAGAUCCUUAA
Amyelois transitella is the source of this 1155-nucleotide messenger RNA. RefSeq lists its product as uncharacterized. The coding region runs from base 1 to 1155 and encodes 384 amino acids. The transcript has 2 exons. NCBI's taxonomy places the organism in Eukaryota, Metazoa, Arthropoda, Insecta, Lepidoptera, Pyralidae. The record is from RefSeq and is a predicted model, not a curated record.